ACAAGAUUUUUAGUUUGACAAAGUAAAGUUUACAAGUCAGUAAUGAUAAAAUCAAGAGUUAUUUUUGCAUGAUUUAAUUAAUUGCUGUGAAAAAUAGCAAAUCAACGAUGAAUGACGUUAAAUUGUCAAAAUUAUUCAGCGAUAGAAAAGUGAGAAAAAUCUAACAGAAAAUGCAUAAAGUCAGGAAGAUAAAAAAGAGUGUAAAAAGGAUGAAUGAGUUAAGACUGGAUGCUGGAUGAUUUCAUGUCUUGGAUAAGUAUGACAAGACUCACAUAAGUAGUCAAUCGAUAAGGAGCAAACUCGUAUUAGAUUGUUAUGGAUUUGAUUGGAAGAUCAUCAAAUGCAAGUUAAUUGUAGCUUCAGAUACGAAACUGAACAGAAUACUAAAGUUGAUUUUUUAAUAAAUUUAAUCUCAAUUUGGUCAUUUUUGUGGAUAAUUGGCUCUUUCAGAGAUAAUUUAGUUUAUAUUGAAUAUUUUUAAAUAAUCAAAAAUGCCCAAAAGACGGAAAAGAAAGUCAAAGUCGUUAUCAGUUAAAAAACAUGAAUCAGGACCAAUGUCAGUUGAAGAUUUAGACGAUCAUGCAAUGAGUAAAAGAGCAAAUAGUAUUGUUCCAAACGCGGAUGAACUUUCUAUAGCUGAAAUAUUCUCAACCUUAGGAGCAUCUCCAACAUUAUUACCUCCACCAAUCCUCAAAAGGGCUUCGUCUCGCUCAUCUCGUUCAUCAAGAUCAUCAAGAUCAUCUUCAUAUCAAUCAGAUGAUCGAAGAAAAAUGGUAAAAAUAAGAGAACCUCAUGAAAAUAUUGAACACAGUAAGCCUAAAAUAAAACGAGUGGCAACACCAGCAGUUAGAAAACGCAUGAAAAGGAGAGAAUCGGAAAGUAGCCAUUCAAGUCCUAACAGAAGCCAAACAAGAAGUCGAACAAAAAGCCAAACUAUUAAACAAGCUACACAUCGAGCAAAAAGUCGAUCCAAGAGCCCAUCUAAAAGUCGAUCUAGAAGUGAAUCUAAAAGUGGAUCUAGAAAUCGAUCCAAGAGCCCAUCUAAAAGUCGAUCUAGAAGUGGAUCUAAAAGUGGAUCUAGAAAUCGAUCUAGAAAGCGAUCCAAGAGUCGGGUUCACAGUAAAGAUCGGAAAGGAAAAAGAACUGGUCAUUCAGAAGUGCGAAUAAGUAUACGAACCAAAUCAAAACGAAACAUGAAAUGAAAUUAAUCUGCUUCAAGAUUUACUGGCUAACUAAUAAAAAUAUAAUACAAAUGCAAUUUACGAUGAA
Tetranychus urticae (two-spotted spider mite) is the source of this 1269-nucleotide messenger RNA. RefSeq lists its product as uncharacterized. The record is from RefSeq and is a predicted model, not a curated record. NCBI's taxonomy places the organism in Eukaryota, Metazoa, Arthropoda, Arachnida, Trombidiformes, Tetranychidae.